AUGUUGGCUUGGGGCACUGUGCUAGUGAUCUGGGCCACACUGAUCAUUGCCAGUGUGGAUGCCAAGAUUUAUGAACGUUGUGAGCUGGCAAAGAAGCUGGAGAAGGCAGGCCUUGAUGGCUACAGAGGCUACCAAAUUGGAGACUGGUUGUGCAUGGCACACUACGAGAGCGGCUUUGACACCUCUUUCGUGGAUCACAAUCCCGAUGGCAGUAGUGAAUAUGGCAUUUUCCAGCUGAACUCCGCCUGGUGGUGUGACAAUGGUGUCACACCCACCCAGAACCUCUGCCAUAUGGAUUGUCGUGACCUGCUCAAGUGCCAUAUUCUGGAUGACAUCUUGUGUGCCAAGCGGGUUGUGAAUGCACCAGGAAGUAUGAAGGCCUGGGAUUCUUGGACCCGGCAUUGCUCUGGCCAUGAUUUAUCUGAAUGGCUCAAGGGGUGUGAAAUAUAUGUAAAAGAGAACCCAAGGAAACCUGAAUCAUGACUGGAAUUCACAGGGAUAGAGAUUAUCCUUUCCUGUCUUUUUUUUUUUCUUUUGUGGAUUUAAUAAAGAUGAUAUCUACAAG
Molecule: messenger RNA, 565 nt
Organism: Marmota monax (woodchuck)
Lineage: Eukaryota; Metazoa; Chordata; Mammalia; Rodentia; Sciuridae
Product: sperm acrosome-associated protein 5-like
Exons: 4
Coding region: 1-483 (160 amino acids)
Biological process (GO): fusion of sperm to egg plasma membrane involved in single fertilization
Cellular component (GO): acrosomal vesicle; sperm flagellum
Molecular function (GO): lysozyme activity
Source: RefSeq, a predicted model, not a curated record